Messenger RNA from Ruditapes philippinarum (Manila clam), 1139 nucleotides. Its product is annotated as histone-arginine methyltransferase METTL23-like. The record is from RefSeq and is a predicted model, not a curated record. The coding region runs from base 132 to 899 and encodes 255 amino acids. Gene Ontology annotation, cellular component: cytoplasm; nucleus. The transcript has a single exon. NCBI's taxonomy places the organism in Eukaryota, Metazoa, Mollusca, Bivalvia, Venerida, Veneridae.
GGUCUGAUACGGGAAUUAUCGUAUGCUACUUGCAAAUUUUGUAUAUCUAAAAAUCGACGUGCUUAAAGAGAAAUUAUGAUGCGUAUUUUUUUGACAACAUUUCAACUAUCAUCUUAUAUGAUUGUUUUCAUAUGUCAUACCCAUGUGUCAUAACUCUACAAUGUUUGUUAAAGCGAAGUGAUAUGCUUCAUUUUAAAAUUGAAACGGUGAUGUAUGCGUUUAAUCCACAUGUGAAUGAUCCUACGUCGACAAUGAGAACUUUUGUGUUUUCUGAUGAUACUGAUGAAAUUUCUGUAUUGAUACCAGAAAGACUGGAUGCGGAUUAUGGUAUGUACACUUGGCCUUCAGCACCAACACUUGCCCAGUAUAUCUGGCACAACCGAGAGCAGUUCCGUGGAAAAACCGUUCUUGAAAUAGGAGCUGGAACGGCUCUUCCUGGAAUAGUAGCUGCGAAAUGUGGGGCUGUUGUACACCUCAGUGACAGCGAAUCUUUGUUAAACUGUAGUAACAAUUCUUUAAAAUCCUGCAUUGCUAAUGGACUUAACGAUAUCAAAGUGCAUGCGAUCACGUGGGGUCUGUUUGGUACGGACGUGCUUCAAUUACCUUCUCUGGAUAUAAUUAUAGCAUCAGAUUGUUUUUACGACACAAAAGACUUUGAAGACAUUAUAUCAACAGUGGCUUUCCUUUUGGAAAGAAAUCGAGGAUCAGAAUUUCUCUUUACUUACCAGGAAAGGAGCUCAUCACGAACAAUCGAGCAUUUGCUUGAUCAGUGGAAUCUGAAUGGGAGUCAGAUUCAUUUAUCUGAUUUUAAUGCUGAUAAACCUUGUCUGGCUGGUUCAGAACUACCUGGAAAUCAUACUAUUCAUAUGUUUAAAUUGACGUCUAAAGACAAUCCGUAAAGCUUUGUUUGUAUAUAAUAAUAAUAUGUAUGAUAAAGAUGUAUUAUUUCAGUAUUUGGGUAAAAUUUUACGUAAUUCAUAUAAGAAAUUAGGCCUAAAUCACUUUGGAUUCAUUUUCUUUAUACUGGUUGCAAUUUACCUGUUAAAAUAAAUUGAUUUGUUAACAGUACAUUCUGUUUCACCGUAUUGAAGUCUUUUUAAUAAAUGUUUUUGAAAAGUACAAAUCAAAUGAUGCAUUAA